GCAUUCAGGAGCAAAAGGUUUUGUUUCUAGCCGAACCACAAAAACAGUUGCACCUUCAGUACAGUUAGCUAGCAUUUGACAUUUCUGUUUUGCCGAUGGACUGAUAUCAGCCAGUAAAGAUGCUACUGAAAGAUCUGCCCAGAGAAGCCUUGAUGAGGCCCCUGUCCAGGAAUGAAGUGAUUGGGAUGUUGGUGAGGCUGAGCAUCUUUGGUGCUGCUACAUACUACAGCAUCAAAUGGGUUGUGGACGCCAUGGACCCCACCUCUAAACAGAAGAGCCAGGCCAAAAAAAGGGCAGAGGAGCUGAUGAGGAGGAUCGGCGUCGAAGGGGUCAAACUGACAGAGUACGAGAUGAACAUUGCAUCUCUCUUAGUCGAUCCCCAAACUAUCAAGGUGUCCUGGAGAGAUAUAGCAGGUCUGGAUGACAUUAUUAACGAGCUGCAGGACACCGUUAUACUACCCUUUCAAAAAAGACACCUUUUACCUGAAUCUAAACUCUUCCAGCCUCCUAAAGGUGUGUUAUUGUUUGGUCCUCCGGGAUGUGGGAAGACCAUGAUUGCCAAGGCAACAGCAAAAGCCUCUGGGUGCAAGUUUAUCAACCUUCAGGCGUCCGCGCUGACGGAUAUGUGGUACGGGGAGUCCCAGAAACUGACCGCCGCCGUUUUCUCCUUAGCUGUUAAAAUUCAACCCUGUAUUAUCUUUAUUGAUGAGAUCGAGUCUUUUCUAAGAAAUCGCUCCAGUCUGGAUCAUGAGGCCACAGCCAUGAUGAAGGCCCAGUUCAUGAGCCUGUGGGAUGGGCUUGACACCUCCCUAACCACCAAGGUAAUGGUGAUGGGAGCCACAAACAGGCCACAGGAUGUAGAUCCGGCGAUUCUGCGAAGGAUGCCUGCCACCUUUCACGUUGGCCUACCGAAUACAAGGCAAAGAGAAGACAUCCUCCGGCUGGUUCUAGCUGGAGAAAAUCUGAGUAAUGCCAUAAAUCUGAAAGAGAUUGCUGAGAAGACCGAAGGAUACUCUGGCAGUGACCUCCGGGAGCUUUGCCGCGAUGCCGCCAUGUACCGGGUCAGGGAUUACGUCCGCAAGGAGCAAAUGAGGCAGAUCGCACAGCAGCUGCAGGACUAUGAGGAGGAGGAAAGGCCUGUUGAUGAGGAUCGGCUAAGGCCUGUGACCCAGCUGGACCUCCUCUUCGGCCUUGACAAGAUGAAGGAAUCCAAGCAGGCCACAUCCGUCAUCCUACGGCGGGUAGCAGAGGUCCCUCUGGACUGAACGCUGCUGUUUGGGGAAAAUGCCAUUCAUUUUUACUUUCGGUUUUCACUUUACGUUCCAACUCUGAGAGCAGACCAGCUGUAGAACGUGCCUUUUCAAAGGGUAAAAUGCAAAAAUACAGUUUUUCUGACUUCCUCAUUGCGUGGCAAAAUGCAGCAUCCAUGCAAUGAGGUGGAAUAUAAGAGACUCUGCAAAACUGACUGGUAACUUGCACGAGACCGAGCUGUCAAUCAUUGUUUGUUGAGGAGCACAAAGGGAUGAUCAUCAACAUUUUAGAUAAGGUCAAAUGACAUUAACUUCCCUGAUAGGUGGUCAGAAGCAGAGCAGCUAAUAAACACAUAACCUGCAGGGCAUGGUGGCCCUCGGAGCAGAGUACUCCCCCACAUGGUUUAAUUUAUUCCCAGGACAGGAUUAUCUCCUUAAAUUGUCAGACAGAGUGCAGAUCCAUCAAGAAA
Messenger RNA from Cyprinodon tularosa, 1720 nucleotides. It is a transcript of the gene atad1a, whose product is annotated as ATPase family AAA domain containing 1a. Gene Ontology annotation, molecular function: ATP binding; ATP hydrolysis activity. The coding region runs from base 120 to 1265 and encodes 381 amino acids. NCBI's taxonomy places the organism in Eukaryota, Metazoa, Chordata, Actinopteri, Cyprinodontiformes, Cyprinodontidae. The record is from RefSeq and is a predicted model, not a curated record. Gene Ontology annotation, cellular component: mitochondrial outer membrane. The transcript has 10 exons.